This is a messenger RNA of Apodemus sylvaticus (European woodmouse), 1363 nucleotides long. It is a transcript of the gene Aldh3a1, whose product is annotated as aldehyde dehydrogenase 3 family member A1. Gene Ontology annotation, cellular component: cytoplasm. The transcript has 10 exons. Gene Ontology annotation, molecular function: aldehyde dehydrogenase (NAD+) activity. Lineage: Eukaryota; Metazoa; Chordata; Mammalia; Rodentia; Muridae. Gene Ontology annotation, biological process: aldehyde metabolic process. The record is from RefSeq and is a predicted model, not a curated record. Bases 2 to 1363 code for a protein of 453 amino acids.
AAUGAGCAAUAUCAGUGACACCGUGAACCGGGCCCGUGAGGCCUUUAACUCCGGCAAGACUCGACCGCUGCAGUUCCGAAUCCAGCAGCUGGAGGCGCUGCAGCGCAUGAUCAAUGAGAACAUGAAAAGCAUCUCCGGGGCGCUGGCCUCUAACCUGCACAAGAAUGAAUGGACCGCCUACUACGAGGAGGUGGCGCACGUGCUAGAGGAACUUGAUAUCACAAUUAAGGAGCUCUCUGCUUGGGCUGAGGAUGAGCCCGUGGCAAAGACUCACCAGACCCAGGAGGAUGAUCUCUAUAUCCACUCGGAGCCCCUGGGUGUGGUCCUUGUCAUAGGUGCUUGGAACUACCCCUUCAACCUCACCAUCCAGCCCAUGGUGGGUGCCAUUGCUGCAGGAAAUGCAGUGGUCCUCAAGCCCUCAGAAGUGAGCAAUCACAUGGCAGACACGCUUUCGACACUUGUCCCUCAGUAUUUGGACAAGGAACUGUACCCAGUGAUCAAAGGGGGUGUCCCUGAAACCACGGAGGUGCUGGCAGAGAAGUUUGACCACAUCAUGUACACCGGGAGCACAGGUGUCGGGAAGAUUGUGAUGGCCGCUGCAGCCAAGCAUCUGACCCCUGUCACCCUGGAACUUGGAGGAAAGAGCCCUUGUUAUGUGGACAAGGACUGUGAUCUAGACGUGGCUUGCCGGCGUAUUGCCUGGGGAAAAUUUAUGAACAGUGGACAGACCUGUGUGGCCCCAGACUACAUCCUCUGCGACCCCUCCAUUCAGAACCAAAUCGUGGAGAAGCUCAAAAAGUCACUGAAAGAUUUCUACGGGGAAGAUGCUAAGCAGUCCCGUGAUUACGGGAGGAUCAUCAACGACCGGCACUUCCAGCGGGUCAUUGGCCUGAUUGACAGCAAGAAAGUAGUCCAUGGAGGCACCUGGGAUCAGUCUUCACGAUACAUAGCUCCCACCAUCAUGGUGGAUGUGGACCCUGAGUCCCCGGUGAUGCAGGAGGAAAUCUUUGGGCCAGUGCUGCCCAUUGUGAGUGUUCGAAGCUUGGAUGAAGCCAUUAAAUUUAUCAACCAGCGUGAGAAGCCCCUGGCACUCUAUGUGUUCUCCAACAAUGACAAGGUGAUCAAGAAAAUGAUCGCAGAGACAUCAAGUGGUGGAGUGACAGCCAAUGACGUCAUUGUUCACAUCACUGUGCCCACUUUGCCCUUUGGGGGUGUGGGAAACAGUGGCAUGGGGGCCUACCAUGGCAAGAAAAGCUUCGAGACCUUCUCCCACCGCCGCUCUUGCCUGGUGAGGUCUCUGCUGAAUGAAGAAGCUAACAAGGCCAGGUACCCUCCAAGCCCAGCCAAGAUGCCCCGGCACUGA